CAGGUGAAGUUCUCCUAGCAAGCAUACAAGGCGGAUAGAAGAUGAAGAUGAAGAGGCGAAGGCAUAGUUUCGAGAAAAUGGCGGAACUCGCCCGAUCUUAUGACCAAAGGCGACCUCAAGAAAGCUACAACCAGAGUUGGCACAAGCUUAUUGUAAAGCUGCAGCAAGGUGGUCAGCUCCAUGGCUCAUGACAGCUUCAUGGUGGGCCGGCCCAGAAGCAGCCUAUCAAGGUAGGACAAUCGUACAGCUUCCUUGUACUGCUGGGCUGCGAGCCACACCGGACCAGGUGGUUCCUGGAUUGCUUCGCUCUGGGCAUUACAUCGAUCGAGUGAUAUCAGUUGGUUCUCGGGUAUUGCAAAGAAGAAAGAGAAAAAACCAACGUUGUGUUGGAAAAGCAAUGGAGCCGGGAAGCGCUUUGUUGGCACUGAACCUUGGUCGGUGGAGUGUUGAGUUGGGUUCGGUUCUCCCACAGCCUCAUCUUUUAUCUCUUCAAGGCGAACUGAGAGUCAGAUUCAAAGCCUUCGAGAUGCGGUUAAUGUCGUCGUGGUGGGCUUCGAAAGCGGCUCUCACGGAUCAAGCAGGUCUGCAUCGAGGUAGGUGGCUGCAUGCUAACUGCGUGCUCGAAUGCUGUUUCGCAUGUGCCGCAAUCAUCUUGCAGAUAUCCGGAGCCUUGUCCUUGCAACACUUACCCAUACACUCUUAGCGUGCCCCAACGAUGCAUUUUCUUGGAAGUGGUUCUUGGAAGUUGUACUCGGAAGUUGUACUGAACAUUGCUGUGAAAUUGGGCACCUGGUAGUAAUACGUAAAUUUGUAAAGUGUACAAAAGUGUACACCUUAGGUUCAUUUGAUGCGACCUUGAGAUUUUAAUGUGCCUCGCUACCUUAUAUCACCAGAUGAAGAUGAGCAGAUUAGAUCUGGAAAAUGGGAAUAUUCCGCAGGGGUGUUUGGAUU
Molecule: messenger RNA, 951 nt
Organism: Aaosphaeria arxii CBS 175.79
Lineage: Eukaryota; Fungi; Ascomycota; Dothideomycetes; Pleosporales
Exons: 1
Coding region: 188-703 (171 amino acids)
Source: RefSeq, a predicted model, not a curated record